Molecule: messenger RNA, 4878 nt
Organism: Haliaeetus leucocephalus (bald eagle)
Lineage: Eukaryota; Metazoa; Chordata; Aves; Accipitriformes; Accipitridae
Gene: RAB9B
Product: RAB9B, member RAS oncogene family
Exons: 2
Coding region: 1763-2368 (201 amino acids)
Biological process (GO): retrograde transport, endosome to Golgi; Rab protein signal transduction
Cellular component (GO): late endosome; phagocytic vesicle; lysosome
Molecular function (GO): GTP binding; GTPase activity
Source: RefSeq, a predicted model, not a curated record
GUUUUUAUCUGCAAACGGGUUCUGGCGUCCUGCAUGAGGGGUUUCGGUCCUGCUGCAAGUCGAGGUUAGCCUCCGAAAUAGCUUGCAAGGGGCUGACCGGUGAACGCAGGUUGCAAACAGCGUUGCUAACGUCGGUGUCGUGGGUGGCAGUGUGCCCCUCGGUGUUGUGGCUGUGUCAUGUCUGUCAGUAGUUUGCUGACCUGCCAGGCUCUGGAGUAGCCUAGCAUAAUCCAUUAGUCAUUUUUAAAACUUCUGCUAGUCACUUGCUAACAAACCAUUUCUAAACGGAAACUCUUGUCAGGGCUGAUGGCGUGUGUCAGGAAGGGCUUUGGUGGUGGGGCAGGGACCAUCUUAAAGCCCCUUCAGCAAGGGUUUGAAAAAGGGAGAGCAAGGGUUUUGAACAGCUCACCUGCUCAGGGGAGAGUUCCCCAAAGCCAUCGGCCCCAGCGAGCUAUGCUGCAUUCCUGUUUGUCUCUUGUGACAUUUGCAUUUUGUUCUUUGCUUUAGAACCACUGGGUUGCACAGAUGCUUCUUAAAUGUCCCAUGGCUCAUCAAGUUAGUAUAGCCAUGCUCGAUUUGGGGUGUUUCUGUGCAGGGGGAGGGAAAUUGGGGAGCCUUUAGUUAGUUUCUGCACUUCCCACAGAAACUAACUUGAAGCGGAAGUUUCUGAUUUUGGCUUUGUGGUAAGCACUGGUUAAAAGAGCAGAAACAAUGUUGAAGAGGGCCCCCUGCGAUUAAUGCAGAAAGUGAUUUUUGGCCUGGAAGGAGUAGGAGUGCUGAUCUGAGCAGUGUCAAAUGCUCCUGUUUUGAUCGGUUGGAGGUGGCGUCAUCACUAAGCAGCACUAUGUGUCCACACCCUUCCCAGGAAUGUUGGUAGCAGGUGUAAGCAAGCCAGUCUUUUUUCAUACCAGGCUCUUGCCAGCUGGCUCACUCUUCUGGUUAGCAGAUUCAGGUACCUGUUCAAUCCUCAGAUCAGAUUCCAGAGUGUGUGGGUAGGCAGGCCAAGCAGAUCAAUCCAGGGGAUGUCCAUAGCUUUGAGGGGAGAUACAGGUUACGCAGCCUGUGCACUCGUGCCAGAGCUGCUUCAAUUUAUUCUUUUCUUAUUUUGGGUUUAGCAUCCAUAAGGUACUGGCUCUGUUCUGGUCAGAAAUGGGCUGUGUUCCAUUUUACUUAGGGCAAGGGAAACUCUGUCCUCAGUGCCUUGUUCUUGCCUGUUUUACUCCACCCGUCAAUACUGUACUUUCAGUUUCCUACAGCUCUACUGUUGUUCUUCUGGCCUGCGUCAACAUUACAAAUUGAAAGGCAGUGCACCGAGCAGAGCUCUGGCAACCUUGUUGACUGAUGUUUGUUUUUUAGUGACUGUUACACUGGAGGAAGGUGUUCCUUGGACAGUCCUGGAGACAGAAGCACUGUGUUUCUAGAGCAGGUACAGUACAGACAGCAGCCAAACAAAUGUCUUAUUCCGUGUCAGGCCUUUACGUUCGCUUGCAGAAUGUCCCUGGGAGGGGUGACUGGUUGGCACUUGGCCUUUCUCUUGCAACUGCUGACUAAGGAACCUGUGGUGUUGGGACUGUUGCAAUGUGAACUUGCACCUGUGCCCUAGCAAACUGACCUGUGAAAAGCAUUGCCAGAAAAGAGCAGCAGAGAAGCUGGGUCUCUGUGCCUGGGAAACCCCUUCUGAGCUGUAGAGAUCAUGCACAGAGAACAAGCACAGCUCCACUUGUAAGGUUGCCUUGGUACUGCACCCCUCCGUCCUGCUGCAAUGAGUGGGAAGUCCUUGCUCUUAAAGGUCAUUCUCCUUGGGGAUGGUGGAGUUGGGAAAAGUUCCCUCAUGAACCGGUAUGUCACCAACAAGUUUGACUCACAGGCUUUCCACACAAUUGGUGUGGAGUUCUUAAACCGGGACCUGGAGGUGGAUGGACGUUUUGUGACCCUCCAGAUUUGGGACACUGCGGGACAGGAGAGAUUCAAGAGCCUGCGAACCCCCUUUUACAGGGGAGCAGACUGCUGCCUGCUGACCUUCAGUGUGGAUGACCGGCAGAGCUUUGAGAACCUCAGUAACUGGCAGAAGGAGUUUGUCUAUUAUGCUGACGUGAAGGACCCUGAACACUUCCCAUUUGUAGUCCUGGGCAACAAGAUAGACAAACUUGAGAGGCAAGUGAGCACAGAGGAGGCCCAGGCCUGGUGCAUGGAAAAUGGUAACUAUCCAUACCUGGAGACUAGUGCCAAGGAUGACACGAAUGUGGCAGUGGCCUUUGAGGAGGCUGUGCGACAGGUGCUGGCAGUGGAGGAGCAGCUAGAGCACUGCAUGCUGGGCCACACCAUUGACCUGCACUCCAGCUCCAAAUCAGGAUCUUCCUGUUGUUAAGAGUGGCUGCUGCUUCGGGAAUGUCGCUCGAGCCAGCAGCUGGAUCGGAAUAAGCGUGGGCAGCUCUGUGGCACUCUGAGGAGAGUGGCCAUAAGGACAAUAGGUGGUUUGCUCACUGGGGAGUUGCAGCCUCACCAUCUGAAUUCUAGCUGGAGUUUUCAGGCACAGAGCAUGCAUCUGCACGAGGGAGCUGUUAAAAGAGCAUGUGAGCAUAGUCCUGCUUCCACCUCUGCCUGUUUUAGCAGGUUUCAAGGACUGAGUUAAAGUCCUUUAAAUUCACUAAAGACAGUAGUGAUCUGAUCUGUACCAAGAACUGCUUGUGGAACAAAGCUGAGAGCACUCUAGACACUCCUUGAAAUAUUUUAGUCCCGAACUAAAAAAAAAAAAAUACUAGACCCACUAAACUCAUGACCUUACUGCCAAAGGAAAGUCUGCUCAGCAUACUGAAUGAAACCUGUUGUAGAAACUAGCCCAUGCACUGUGAGAAUGCCAAAUACUAGAGUGGCUGAGGUGUGUGUAUCUGUUGUUUGGGAGAAGUGCACUGUGUCCUGAGACUGAAUUGUGCUGAGAAUUGUUAGAGCUCUGAUCUGAAGCAACAUAUGAAGGAGAGAUGGACCUGUGUUUGAAUGUGGCAGCAUCACUUCUUCAUAGCUGCCUAUUUCUUGACUGUUUUUCCUCACAUCUAACUUUGUCUUGUGUGAGUGUUGUUUUGUGGAGAGACUGUCUGCUUCUUGUUUAAUAUAUGUUUCCUUGUCUCUUCUGGAGGUUCAACACCGGAUCUCGCUUCUCAUACCUUGAAGCCCUCAAUGAAAAAUACCUAUGUGGACACUGACCAGGUCACAUCAAAGGGUUUAGAGUUACCAGGAGUUCAGGAGAUCUGGACCAUGAAACUUCAGCUGGUUUCUGUCACAAAUAAUCACCUUGUCCAGGUGAUAUGCUCUAGCAGACCGACGGUAGGUGGGUGGGAUGUCUCCUAGGUGUGCAGGUGACUGGGGGAGUCGUAUGUGGUCAGCUGUUAAAUCCCCUCACUCGGUGUGUGGGGCUGGUGACCACUGUGCUUCAUUAGCUGGUGGAUCAGUAUCUUCAGUUGCUUUAGCACGGAUGUUCUCAUCUGGAUGCUGCAACAUAGAACCAUUCACUUCAUUACCUGCUGUGUCAGGUGCAGUGCAGCUGAACACAGUUAACUCAUGCCAUUGUCCUGGCCCUUACUCCCUAAUGGGGAAUCCAGUAUGUUUUAUCUGUAAUUCAUAUGACAGAUUUUACUGGUAGAGGAUGUCCACUUAGUUAAUUGGCCUUUGUUUAUGGCUGCAGUGUUCAGUCCACUGGGGAGAGAGCUGCAGUGGUUCCACCUCUGUUUCAACAUGGCUGAAAAGUGGUAGUUGGGGGCAGGGAACCUUCUAGAAAAGGACACCAGGCGUUGUUGAUCUCAGCUUCUGCCCCCUGCUAGGUUUAGUCCCAAGCUGUCUGCGUAGCAAAGAGGUGAGUGCUUGCUGACUGCAGUCUUUGCCGUUAUAACCUCAUGUCCUGCAACUUCCCAUGCAAACGUUUGUCCAAAACUAUGACUUUGCCCAUAAGCACAUAGGAGCCUGCCACAGGGAGAGCUUCCCUGAGUACAUAUCCACUAGCUGCUGAAUGCAGUUCCCACUGUGAUGAGCUACUAGAUGGUAAAUUGUGUAGCUCAAAUCGAGCAGCCUCACUUGUGCUGUGCUUUAGAGCAGGGCACUCUCUGCCUUCCUGCUGGCUGGUGGCAGCUAAUCCCUGUUGCCGAGCAGUCUCUGAGCAUGCAAGGAGUCUCCUCUGGGGGAACUCAGGGUGAUCCUGCCCUUCUCUGUGGGGCAGCCACAUGUCAAAGGGACUGAAGCUUUAAUGCAAAGUGCUUUAGAGGGAUCCGAUUUCUAAACAGGGCUGAACACUUGUAUUCACAGAGAUAGAUAGGGAAUGCUUGCAGCCUCUGGACAACCAGGUCCCUUGAGGUAUAAGAGAAGGCUCUGCCUCCAUAGGUGCAGCAGAUUUUUACAGGAUAUUAAAGUUACUGUUUAUUUACCAAUGUCUGACCUCCCCAGGCCUCUAGAUUUUUCUUCAGUUUAACACUGCUUGAUAUUUCCUUCAAGAUCCAAGACUCUGUGACCUGUGGUUCUGAUUUACAUCUCUGAACAGACACGUUCUCUGGGAACUGGUUAGUGCAGGGAUCCCAGGGUCGGAACAAGCUCAGGCCCUUGUGCGCUGCCCAGCCCUGCUGGAGGAACUGCUGAGGGAGCUCUCUGAAGGUGAAACUGCUGCUGCCCCAGCAUGGAUCUCAUGGGAUCUGUGUGAGGACUGGCACUUCCUGUGGGAGAGGGCAGAGACUGAACAAGCCAAGGUGUAGGAGGCAUGGGUGCAGCAAGUUGUUUGCCGUACCCUGGGCAUGUAUUGAUGCUGAUAGCUGAAGCUCAAGAGCCGCAUUGGGCACAGGCUGUGCAACAGUAUGUAUUGCCGGAGAGUGUUACGCAGCAUCUUUUAUUCCUAACAGA